AUGGAGUGGCAAGAUGCUGUGGAUCUAUCCCGGUUUAUUGUGAGUGCGGCACCUUUUGGUGGUCCAAUAGGUAAGUACAUCAGACUCCUUCUAAGUGUUUUUUAACCCACAGGGUGUACAGAAAGGAUUUCAUCUACUUGCAUUUAUCUUAUGGUAAAUAGCCCCCCCCUUAGGGUGAAAGUUUAACCCUAUAAACCCUGAGAUUAAAAUUUGAAUCCUCAUUUAUUGCCUCUGUUCAUUUCCUAUAGAAGUAGUGGGGAGAAGUUGAUAAAAUAUGAAGCAAAUUCAUCUUGUGUGGUCAUGUCCAUAAUUCUUAUGCCCACUCUGUUUUACAAAGCAUUACAAGGAGAAAUUUGAUGCUGAUCACCCUUAGGGCUUAAAGGGUUAAGAGCCAGAACCAUAGGUCUAAAUGAUCGUAACAGCACUGUAAGUACCGGUAUUUGUAAAACAGUUGAUUGAAACAAAAUUCUGUGACUGUUUCAGUAUAAUGGACUCUUGCUGCUAUAAAUAUAAUUUAUAUUUAUAUCAGCAAGAGUCCAUUAUACUGCAACAGUCACAGAAUUUUGUUUCAGUCAACUGACUGUACAAGUCAAGGGAUUUGGCUGAAAAUAAUUGAAAGGAAGAAAACAACUCUGAAGAACAUCCUGCUUCUUAUUAUUAAUAUUAGAACAGCUAGUGCAUAAAACAUGCAAUUAAUACUAACAAUAUUAUAUUUUUCUACCCACAGUCCCGUGUUGCAUGUAGAUGUUCAACAGUCAGUAAUAGUUUAACCCUUUAAGUCCCGAUAUCCACAUACAAAUUCUCCAAACUGAUCUCCAUAAAUUUCCUUGAAGAAUUAGUUGAGAGAAUUUGGUAAAAGAUCAAAUAUUUUUCUCUUUGUGAUCAUUUUGUUAAUUCUCAUAGACUUUGCUCAUGAUAGUCUAUGGAUAUCAUUAGGGGAAAAUUGAUUUUGAGCGCUAUUUGGACUUAAAGGGUUAAAGAGAAAUAAAGAGCCCCCUAGUAGAAAUGCUGAAUAAAUUCAUUAUUUUUUAUUAUUAUAAUUAUUAUUGAAGGGCUUCAUGCUGAAUUGCCCCCUGUCCCUGUGGUCAUAUAUUUGUGAUGAUUAAGAUUUAACCAGGUUUAAUUGCUAAAUAUGCACAAUAUUACUAAUUGCUAACUCAUGUACACUUUCACAUACAUGGGGAGUGAGGACGGUAGACCUGAAUAUUUACAAUGUCCUUCAGACCCCCUCAUUUCCUUUUUUGAGGGAAGGUUUUUAUUUGUUUCUAUUAAAAAUUUUCAGCUCUGAUAAGAGAUGACAAGCAUUUUGCUCGAGUCCAAGGAUCAGCUAUUAAUAAACCCAUCAUUCACAUUUUUUCCUCUGCUGGAAGGGAACUUGCCACAGUUAAGGUAUGUGUCUUCCUUAUUGUUGUUUAA
Messenger RNA from Porites lobata, 1416 nucleotides. Lineage: Eukaryota; Metazoa; Cnidaria; Anthozoa; Scleractinia; Poritidae. The record is from the annotation of a GenBank genome assembly.